AUGGGUUCCAUUACAACCACUCAGGGUCCUCCUCAGCUCACGGCUAUUGAGCGUAUUGGCCCAAAAGGAUAUCUUCGAUAUGUCUUUCCCUUCCAGUUGGAAGACAACUAUGAUAUAGCCUAUGUGCCUCGCAUCCUGAGAGCCGGCUAUGAUGCUCUCUGUGCCAGACUAUCCGAAGUUGCCUGCGAAGCUGUCCCUGACAUCGAUUGUAAGCAAGCUGGAGUGAUGAAAUAUGUGAAGCAAAACAAUGGAAUUGAGCAAUUUGUUGCCAAGGAUCUACGCGAUACCUAUCCAUCUACAUACACAGAGUUGAAAGAGCAGCAUUUCCCCGUCUCAUCUUUCGAUGCUGAUACCUUUUGUCACUGCGAUGUCUGGCCCAAGCCCGGACAUAGACUGCCAAUCGCACUUGUCCAAGCCAACUUCAUUCGUGGUGGUCUUAUCCUAAGUUGGAAUAUCCUGCACAUGGCAGGAGAUGACACAUCAUUUUGUGUUUGGACAAAGAUCUGGGCCGAGGGUUGUCGCCAGGCACAAGGGGAUUACGAAGCCCCCCUUGACCUUCCACAAGCUAUCUGGAAGGACCGUGAGCAAUUUAUGAAGCCGUCGGGUCGCAAUAAUGGGAAGAUUGAGGAUCACCCAGAGUACACCCUUCUACCAUUUACGCCUCCUGGCAUGCCGCCUAAGAUAACCUCUCCCAACCACCGUGGACAGUAUUUGGCCCAAUUGAAGGCCAAUGCGUCACCGGUAAAUGCCACACAACCCACAGAUCAGAAGUGGAUUUCCACUAAUGACGCCCUAUCCGCUUUAAUCUGGCGCACUGUGAUGGCUGUGCAACACCCCAUUGAAGAACUGGAAGGCAAUCCAGUCUCGGUGUUCAAUAUUGCCCUUGAUGGUCGCCAGCGGGCUGACCCUCCAAUCCACCCCAACACACUUGGAUGUUUCCUAGAAUGGACAGCGCCUUCAGCAUCUAUACGUGGCAUGCUCACGAAGCUCAGUAUUGCGGAUUUGGCAAUCCUGAUUCGCAGAGCUGUUACCCGUUCCGAUAACCAAUUUACCGACGAUGUGGUUACGUUGGUGGACUCGGUUGAAGAUGUUGAUCGCCUGGUUGCUACAGCUUUCUUGGAUGUGCCGGGCAAUCACUGCGUUCAGAGUUCGUGGCUUGGAUUUGAACUUUACGGCCUUGAGUGGGGCCCUGUUUUGGGUAACAAAAUUGAGGCUGUUCGCAUGCCGCAUGUUGGUGUUAUUAAUGGUGCCCAGGUUGUUCUUCCACAGCUGGCUAAUGGGGGGGAUGGAAGUCCUUGUGGGAGUGGAGUCGAAUUGUCUGGACCGACUACUGAACGAUCCUUUGUUUAA
This is a messenger RNA of Penicillium malachiteum, 1350 nucleotides long. RefSeq lists its product as uncharacterized. NCBI's taxonomy places the organism in Eukaryota, Fungi, Ascomycota, Eurotiomycetes, Eurotiales, Aspergillaceae. Bases 1 to 1350 code for a protein of 449 amino acids. The record is from RefSeq and is a predicted model, not a curated record. The transcript has 2 exons.